Messenger RNA from Neltuma alba, 4095 nucleotides. RefSeq names its product protein RRNAD1. The transcript has 15 exons. Bases 72 to 1745 code for a protein of 557 amino acids. The record is from RefSeq and is a predicted model, not a curated record. NCBI's taxonomy places the organism in Eukaryota, Viridiplantae, Streptophyta, Magnoliopsida, Fabales, Fabaceae.
UUCCAGGUUCCUUUCGCGCCUCGAUUGCGUGGAGACGCUGCGGGGACCUCUCUCCCGUGCGAGAGAGAUCGAUGGAGACGGCUGGGGAGUGCAAGUAUUCGUGCCAGACUGCUAGCGAUACUCUCGCAUGGAUCCAUGCCAUCAUCGACUUCAUCACCCCCUACACCUUAUUAAUUAAAGCUCACGUCGUCAAUUUCUUCAAGGAUAGACUGUGGGAAAAUGUUGACAAGGAAUGGAUUGAUUGCCUGCGCAGAGAAUCUGUUGAAAAUCUCCUCCUGAUACCUUCCGGAGUAAUCCAGGAGCACUGGCCAACUUCGUUGAAGGUUUUCAUCCUAAAAUUGCAGUCUAUGGUGCUUCAUCGAGAACGAGCAGACAUACAAAGAAUAUUACCUAGCAUGCAGAUGACUUCACUUAACAGCGUUCUUGCUCAGGGAAUGAAUUUGAAGAAAAAACAUGAAGUAGAAAUUCUUUCUGCUGUUGUUAGUUCAAUUGCAAACAGUGUGAGAGCUCAUACCAUCAUUGAUGUUGGUGCUGGUCAGGGUUAUCUUGCACAAGUACUUUCCUUUCAGUACCAUCAUUCUGUUGUUGCAAUUGAUGCAUGCUCACAUCAUGGAAGUGUUACCAAUGAGCGAGCAGAACGAAUUAAAAAGUACUAUGCAGCUCAGAUGAGAAAAUCUGCAUCAGGUGUACGGGAUUUGGAAGGACCAAAGACGAUUACAAGUCGUGUAUUGUCCACUGACAUUUUGAAAAACUUGACUGAAAUGUCUUUGCGUGGAGAUGAUGAUGACCAGUUGUCUAGGGAUAAAAAUCAUGCAGAUAAUGGGAAGCUCUAUUGUCCCAAAUAUGCAAAUGGAAGAGCUUCAUUGGUUCUUGCUGGGCUUCAUGCCUGUGGUGACCUUUCAGUCACAAUGCUGAAGACUUUUUUAGAGUGCAAAGAGGUGAAAGCUGUGGUGAGUAUUGGUUGCUGUUACAACUUACUAUCUGAAGAAAGGUUUUCGGAUGCUGGAUCUCAGUGUGGGUAUCCAAUGAGUCAUGCUCUGAGAUCCACUGGCUCCUGGCUUGGGAAGAGAGCACGCGAUCUUGCUUGCCAGAGUGCAGAGAGAUGGAGGAGCCUGGAAAUGGAUGCUGGCAUUCAUAACUUCGAGUUGCAUACUUUUCGUGCUGCUUUUCAAGUGGUUCUUUCUAAAUAUUAUCCUGAACUUAUGAUGAAUACUCCAUCAAUUGGACGUAAAGGGAAAGCUCUGCGCCGUAGACAUCAGAGAAGAGCUGUUGAGCCUGAAAGGCAUCUUAAUGAAAUUACUUCAUCACUGGCUACAGAACCAGCAGGAUCAGAAACUGAUGGGAUUUUGGGCCCUGCAUUGGAAAUACAGGCCUUGCCAUGUCAAGCUAGUUUUAAUGAAAGAGCUCGAUGUGAACAGACCAAAUUUGAUGACGGAUAUUCACUUUUCAAGAACUUCUGUGAAUCUGGAUUAGAACAUCUUGGGAUUAGACCUUCACAUAAUAUAGACUUUCAAGAGAUAUGGAAGGAAGCAGAGCCAUUUGCUGAUCUCGUAGGACCUUAUUGGACUCUCAGAGCUGCUUUGGGGCCUCUUUUGGAAACCCUAAUUCUUCUCGAUAGACUAUUGUUUCUCCAAGAGCAAGGCAGUGUUUUGGAAACCUACUUAGUACCCAUUUUUGAUCCAAGCUUGUCACCUCGGAAUAUGGCCAUAAUUGCAAAAAAGAUUGGCAUGGAUUUGGAAUCCUAGUGUUACUAAAAGCAGGAUCUGCAUGAGUUUUUUCACAAAAUUUGGAUGGCGAUUCAUCUGCCUUGAAGCAUAACUGACGCAACAUCAGGAGGUUUUGAGAUUAGCAUUUACUUUCAGAGUAGAAGUUCUCCUCUCCAUAUGACUCUCUUUUUGUUGAUUUCACUUAUUGACAUGUAGGCUUAUCAAUUCCAUUGGACCAAAGAAUAUUCUGGUAUUGCCCGCAAAAAGAAAGGGAUUCCAAGCAUAGUUAAAUUGUAAUGCAUAUCACAGCCCGAAAAGCAAAUUUCUAAAUUGGGAAACAUAAACUGUGUCAAACAAAAAAGAGCUUGAAAUAUAACGCGACAUGUAUAUCUAAGUGUAUUAAAUCUAACCCAAGGAUCAAGAGAGAGAAUUAUAUGUCAUGGAUAAGCUCAUUGAAAAGGCACUGUUCGGCACGUAAACCUUACCACACUCGAAAUUGCACCUGGUCAGAACCCUUUGCAUGCAGCCCACUCUGAAACUGUCAAUCACUGGUUCUGUUACCAAACAACAAACACAUGUACUCUAUUGAGUAGGAAAUACUACUCGGUUAUGGACUUGAAGUACCCCUACUUCCUUGGUUUUCAUAAUUUUAAAGAAAAAAUUAAUGAAAGGUAGUUUUGACAUGCCUGUUGCAACUUGAAAUGAUUGUUUGGUUUAACUCUUUUAUCCACUAUACUGUGUAGUUUCAAUCGAAGUUACUCUAUCAAGAUGGUAAAAGAUAAACAAAGCGUGGUUAAACGAUGCUACAUCUCAUGAACUUCAAUUUUAUUUCUCAAUUUCAGAUCGGAAAUUGUCUCCUCAGGAUUUUUGAAUAUUCCCUUGAAAAUUUAAGAGAGCCAAAAAGCCGGAGAGAAUUAGUGGAAAUGGAAUAAAUCCAUGACCAUUUGGACAGAAAUAGGUAGCGCAAGGAUUUUUCCCUGAAUAAAUGAAGUGUUGAUCAGAACAAAUUAAUAUCUUGUUUGAGCUGCGGCUAUCUGUGUCCUCUUCCUAAUUUGUUUCGGUCUUCUUGCCAUUAUCACUUGUAACUGGUUUUUUUUUUUUUCUGGAUUCUACCUGACACUGGAUGAAGUUAAUAUUUGAAUACUCUAAACCUAGGUGUUCUUUCAGAAAACAUAUUGCAAUAAUGGAAGAACCUCUGGUCCGUUGUUCAUUAGUAGGAAUAGUUUUUCCAUGGCAGGAAUCAGGACUGUACUAUAACAAUGUGUGGUUCCAAUCCCAUGAAUCAUAAUUCUGGGUGUUUGUCAUUGCCUCAUGGGUUCCAGUUGUGCAGGUGAGGGACAAAUUAAUGUUCGUUUUGGAAGAAUCUGUUUUGACUUUUGACACAUGGCUCUAUUUGUUCAAAUUGGAGCCAUUUAAUUAUUUCUAAAUAUUGUGGUUUUUUUAUUCUUCUUUCCACUCUUAAUAAGUGAUUUCGGAGAUUGAGCUAUUAUGCAUGACUUUGUGUUCAUUCUUUUAUAUUUAGAGAUGAUGAUAUUGAGUCCUAUGAAGGAGUUGAAUUCUCUAGCUGAUUGAAUGGAAAUGUUUAUUUCAGAAGUGGUGGGCCUAUUGGUGUUUUUGUCAUGUAUUGAUGUGAUUAAGAGUUGUAUGACUUUAUUCCUGAGUUCAUAAUGCUUCUAUAAUAACGACCUAACACGAGCACUCUGUAUACUUUAAAUGUGUUGCCUUAUGCCGGCGAGUAUAUUCCUUCUGAAUCUUAUCUUUUAUACUGAUACAGAAGGAGAUAUUUGAGUAAAUUGAUCCAUACUUGGCUUUUGUAACUGCAUAUAGGUGGCGGAUGAAGGAUGCAGUGAGAUGCCAGUGAGGUUGUAAUGACGUAGUCAUUUAAACUUUCCCUUAGAAGAGGCACUUCCAGAGGAGGCGAGACUUCUCUUUUGUCAAGACUCAAUAGUGGUUGUACUGUUUGAAAGGGACAAUGGAUGCAGAGAGGACACUUAUUAGUGCCCUCAUAGACUUUUCAAAGUAAAGGAGGGAAAGAAUAAAUGUUUUUCGAGUGGAAAAAUUUGCACAUCCAGGGCCAUGUUCCUAUCAUUCCCAAGGUAACUGGCCACCAUCCUUCUCCAUAGAUGGAUUUCAUGUCGUAACCUUUAAUGAUUAUUAUUCUUGGUUGGCUAUACAAGUACUGCAUUGACUGACUCUAGAUUACCUUGAAAUUAAAUUAUCACAGGACUUAAGCUUGUCGCUUACUUAUGCCUCCGCCGCAUUCUAAAAUCUGUUCCUAAGAUUUUUUUUUUUUCCUUCUGGUGGCUGAGAGAUUUUAGUGUUAUUUAUUUAUUUUUUUUACCUGAGUUUCAUUUUGAGUUGAAAUAGUAUAUCGAUGAAUUAAUCAAAA